AGAAAUAAAAAAAAAAUUUAUUCAUCUAAAAUAAUAUUCACUUGUAUGAUAUUCACAUACGUUUCUAACAAAUAUUACUAUAAUUCCGAUAAACUAUACACACCUAUCAAACGCGUAAAUUUUUCAAUCUUUUAAUCCCUUAAUAGAAACUCAUUCUUCAGAAAUUGAUUCCGUCAACCUGUUGCUACACGCUAAGGUACUCGUGCACUACUGACGCUUGAAAAAAUCAAUUUAUCGAUGAUUCUAUGUCAUCAACCCUCAUCUCUUGUAUACAUAAUGCAUAAACUGAAGAAACUAAUAACUAAAAGGGGUCGGACCCUUUGAAAAAUAUUACUUCUUUUAUCCUCCUCUCUCUUACAAUUUAAGCGCAAGCGCAAUAUUAUUUUCCUCUGCAAUCUUUGUCCACCUAUAUUCAGUAUCUAGCCAACUAUCGAGUGUCAACAAUGGAAAAAAAUCAGUCUAUCAUCGUGGAUGAUUAUGAGAGGAAUGUGAAUUUGAGCAUACAGUGGAAUCGUUUUCUGCUGAAACCUCUCGGUACAUGGCCAAAUUUACGCGAGUCUAAAGUAGGGAAAUGUUAUUCCGUGUUGAUCGGUAUCGUUUGUUACGGUUUAAUCAGCUUCAUGCUCACAUCAUCUAACAUGUUCCUGGUUGUUGAGGUAAAGGAUACGUACAACAGAAUCAAAAUGAUCGGUCCAUUGAGUUUUUUCGUGAUGACGCUGAUGAAAUAUUAUUUUUUAACAUUUCACGAAGACAAUAUCCGCAAAGGUAUCGAGCACAUCAAAUGGGAUUGGAAAAAUGUGAAACAUCAAGAGGAUAAGAAGAUCAUGAUCGAGUAUGCGAAUUAUGGAAAGAAAUUAGCAUUGAUUUCUACCUUCUUCGUGUACAGUGCAUUUGUCUUUUAUUAUUUCGUUGUACCUAUCAGCGUGGGUAAAAUAAGGGAUGAAAAUUUAACGUUUAUACCGUUACCGUUCCCUUCUUCGAAAUUGAUCGCUGAUGUGCGUCAGAGCCCCGCUAACGAAAUUUUAUUCUCCAUUCAAGUUUUAUCAGGUGUUAUCAUACACGCAAUAACAGCAGCAGCGGUUAGUAUAGCCGCCGUAUUUGCAGUGCACGCAUGUGGACAGAUGCAAAUGUUAAUGAAUUGGUUGGAAUGUUUGGUGGAUGGCCGAUCAGAUAUGAAUAAAAUCGUGGAUAAGAGAAUCGCAAAAAUUGUGGUUCAGCAUGAUCGAAUAUUGAAGUGGAUUUUUGGCACUUACAGAAAGAGCGCUUCAACAAAUAUCUUUUGUAGAAUUUUUAGGCUGUACAAUGAAUAUGUGUCUUCUCGGAUAUUAUCUAAUAGUGGAAUGGAAUCCGAAAGAAAUAUCACUUUCGUUAACUUACAUAUCAUUACUCAUUUCGUUCACCUUCAACAUUUUUAUAUUUUGUUAUAUAGGCGAAUUGGUUGCCGAACAGUGUCAAAAAGUUGGAGAAAUGACAUAUAUGAUCGAAUGGUACCGAUUAACAGGCAAGAAAAAGCUUUGCUGCGUUUUAAUCAUUGCAAUGUCCAAUUCAUCGAUAAAAUUUACAGCUGGAAAUAUGGUUGAAUUAUCUAUUUAUACUUUUAGUGACGUUGUAAAAACAUCAGUGGCUUUUUUAAAUAUGUUGCGAGCAUUGACUUAAACCAUAUUUUUGUAAUAUAGAUAUUUUACUUUUGAUAGUAAAUAGACACUUGUUGUAAAAAGAUCACGUGUCUAUAUAUCGUAUUAAAAAUGAAAUUGAUUUUGAA
Messenger RNA from Apis cerana (Asiatic honeybee), 1762 nucleotides. Its product is annotated as odorant receptor 22c-like. Gene Ontology annotation, cellular component: plasma membrane. The record is from RefSeq and is a predicted model, not a curated record. NCBI's taxonomy places the organism in Eukaryota, Metazoa, Arthropoda, Insecta, Hymenoptera, Apidae. Gene Ontology annotation, molecular function: odorant binding; olfactory receptor activity. Gene Ontology annotation, biological process: sensory perception of smell; detection of chemical stimulus involved in sensory perception of smell.